UGGAUGUCAAAAACCACGACGCCAAUAGUACCGACACGCGCAUCCGAACCGAAAAGCUAAAAAUGGGGAGAAAUAAGGCUGUAAAACGAAAGUUUUAUAUCAACAACAGGCUAUUGAACCCCGCUACGCAAAGUGCUACGAGAGAAUUGAUACAAUACUUUGGGGAAAAUGUGUGCGAAACCUCGUCGAAAUCAAUCGCGGUACCAACUGUACCACCGUCAUCAUCUGCCCAACCGGAAUUACAACCGCAACCGCCAUCGGUUACAUCAUCCGUUGCAACUGUUGCAGGGUUAGGAGCAGAGUUCGGAACAGCAACAGGCACCAUCUCCACAUUGGGCGGCGCUACCAAGUACAUGCGACCGGAACUGGCAACAAUGCUCGGUCUAGUCAAACAGGUUGAGCCGAUCAAGAAGAAGCAACCGGCGCAGUUCACUAGCAUGUACCAGGUAGCCACGCGCAGUAACCUUGAAGGAGAGCUGGUCAAGAAUUGCCUCAACCCUCGGCAGGGUAAGAUUGUGUUUAGGACUGUACUACCGUGUACGGUCAACGAUAUGGUGCUCAUACCGCCAAUGGCCAGUCAUCAGAGACAAUGCCCAGACACCAAAAGCCGUUACAGCUUUAAGGACAAUAAAGACCCGGAACCGGUGCUGAGCGACUAUCUGCGUCCGACACCGGUUACUUUCCACUUUGUGCAAAACAAUUCGCAAUCCGUGUUGGGCCCCGUCGCUGCCGGAGUAUCGUGGAACAACUUCAGCAAUAUCGUGCAAGUGCUAAAGCAUGUGGAGCCGCGCAAUAAGAUGGCAUGCGUUAAGAUGGAUUAUGAUGAGGUACCGCGCAUGCAUGAUGCGACAGCUGCAGCUGGUGGUACAGCUAGUGGCAGUGGAGCCGGGGGAACUUAGUGUGGUCCAUUAUUAGUAGUGUUUAAGUUUUCAAUUUUCCAACUUUUAAUAUCUCAUACAUGAAUUCAGUUAGAACUAUUGCUCACUUACACUUCACUAUUAUCGAUCCUUCGUCACUUAGCAUCAUCGUUCCUCGUAGCUGUUCUAUGUUCUUUCAAUUUCGUCUUUUUUUUGUCUCUGACUGCUACUUUAGCAUUGGUUUUUUGUGAGCAGAACGUUCGAGACAUAAAACGUUUCCAAUCAUGCAUUAUUAUAUACAUUAAUUAAUAAAUCAUCCACAUAAUUCCUCGCUCUGUACUUUACCUUUCUGUUGCGUUAUUUUUGAGUAAAUUAUUUAAACGCCACAAGUUCAAGUUACUCAAUGGCGAGAUGGAAAGCACUCAUUGCCACUCUGUUGGAAUAAAAAAACGUAGCCAGCACCACUCACGCACACUCUCUGUAUAUAGCACCUGCGCAGGUGACAAGCCGUGAGUGCCGGGAAGUGAUCGCGAUCGUGAUCGGAUCGCUUCGACCGAUGAGAGAAAGUCGUUUCCGGGACUAUGGGCAUGGGAAACAAUAUGAUGGCCAGAUUGAGCUCGUGGUGACAGAAUAACGUCCACGUCAUGCCCAUGUCCAGGGUCAGCUUCGCGUAAAGCAGAAGAAAGUAAAUCCAAUAUUGUGUCUGUCUGUCAAAGGAUUAUAUGGACUUUUUCGUCACGAUCCAAUAUUGUGAAAUAAAAAUGAAAUAAAUGGGGCAACUAAACCGAACACACUGCACUACUCACUCCACCUGUCGAUAAGCAAAACUCUCAUCUCCACCGACAACAGAGGGUCUCUCUAAUAAUAGUGAUCUGAACUUGGAAUGAUCGCGUUCACCGCACGGCCCAGGUGUUGUUCGAUUUUAUCCUCAUUUCAAUGACUUCGGUUCAAGUUUGAGAGUUACGGACAAGUCGUGAACACUAGAGUGUCAGCUGCGCUAUAGAAAGGCAUGAAUAAAUUCCAGAAAUGAUCUCUUUAAAUCUAUAUACAACUGUGAGAUAUGGUGUGGAGCGACUCACUACAUGGCUGAGCGUUCGGAUACUGAUUCAUUUUGUGUAGAAGUCUCAAGACUACCGACCGCAGAUCAAAUGUGGUCAAAAAAAGGUGUUAAACUGUAAAAACUGACUGAUUUUGCAAAAAUACUAAUAUUUUUUUGAACAAGACUAGAAGUUGUAGAAAUUCGGCAUUUGCAGCUCAAAAUUAACAAUCCAAUGCCAACACUCAAUAUCAAACCUGCAAUAUAACUAGCUCAUUAUACGAAGGUUGAUCGAAAAAUGAUCCGUAAUUAUGCUCUUUUAGAUCAAUCUUGCAUUUCGAACGGUCGGAUAAAAGCCAGGGAAUAGUAAUUAUAAAAUACAAGAGAAUAGCAGACCUUUCUACACCCUUCACUAAAGCAACAUUAGAUUGUUUGCGACUGUAUUGAACGUCUCAAACAUAUUAAGGACCUCCUUGGUGUACAGGAUACUAAGCUUGAUAUUUGAUCAGACCGUUAUAAUCAAUACCACGGAUUUGUACUUCGUAUGACCUAGGAUCUUCAGUUGGAUCUUCUAUCAGUACUCGAAUAUGCUAUGGUAGUUUGGAAGCCAUUCCCAUCGAAUAUGCUAAGGUACUUUGAAGCUUAUUUUUUGCUUCUUGGUCUCUAUCAGAUGAUGGUAAGGUGCCAUAUUGUUCAACAACGCGAUCUUCAUGUUGCAGCGGUACGCUUACGCCCAUGCCGGUUGCUGACUAAAGCCCGCCAUCGUCCUGAUUAUGGAUCAAACGAUUCGUUGGCUUCUAAGCGCAGUUUCUAGUGCUUGAAGUGAUGUAGGUUACAUUCCCCCGAUCUUACGAAGCGUUUUAGUUCCUCUCGACCUACACUUGACUACAUUCCUGCCUUGAGAAAUUCGCCUGAAAUCUAGUUUUUUUGUUUUAAAGGGAUUUUAAAAUUAUUUUCGAUUGUUGUUUAUUUAAUUUCACUCAAAUUGAUCAUUUUUCGGACAGUAUUCGCCUUAAAAUCCAAAACGAUGCUGGGGACCUAUUGCUGCCUAUUCAAUUAUGUGAACAGAACGUUCAACGUUGGUUUCGUUUAUUACUAUUAUUAUUGGCAUGUGUUACAGGAUGAUUUAGUUCAAACGGUUUUUUUCAUUCCGCAUGUUCCUUCCUUUCUACCAAAGGUUGUGCGACAAAAAAAUGGCAAGGGUUUAGUAAUGUGCUUCACUUGUGUAUCAUUUUCAGAGGAAAAUCGUUGACUAUUUUUACUGCUGCUGGAAUUCCCACUAUAAUGGCUAGUUGGUUUUUGUAUAACGAUAGAAUCGGGGUUAGAGGAAAACUUUGUAACGCAAUUUUUUUUUUUUCGUAA
Anopheles gambiae (African malaria mosquito) is the source of this 3255-nucleotide messenger RNA. RefSeq lists its product as uncharacterized. The coding region runs from base 63 to 899 and encodes 278 amino acids. The transcript has 2 exons. Lineage: Eukaryota; Metazoa; Arthropoda; Insecta; Diptera; Culicidae. The record is from RefSeq and is a predicted model, not a curated record.